Ectocarpus siliculosus is the source of this 4254-nucleotide messenger RNA. NCBI's taxonomy places the organism in Eukaryota, Phaeophyceae, Ectocarpales, Ectocarpaceae. The record is from the annotation of a GenBank genome assembly.
AUGCUGUUUCCUCUGACGUUCAAGUCCGUCGGGCUAGCCCGCGCGGAGGCGAAACAGGGGCUGGACGUCUACUGGGGAGAAGCACUCCGAAGGUGCUGGCGAGAAGGAAACGGUCGGGGGGCGCGCAGCCUGGAAGAAUUAAGCCCUGCGUUGGUAUACCGAGAGGUUGCCGUUUGCCGGGCCUGCUACGACGUCUACCGUCGGCUGGACAAACUCCGGGAGAGAGGCGGCGGCCGCACGGCGGACGCUGCGGGCGAUCGGGGCUCUUGUUCUUCGUCGUCGUCGUCGUCGUCGUCGUUGCCGUUGCCAUCGUCCAAGGGGAGGAGAGACUCCCUGGCGGGCAUCGACGCUACGGCUUCCAGUGGCAGGCGUGCGGCAGCGGCGGAGGCCGGCGCGGUGACCCUGCGGGAAGAGGUCGGAGAGAUGCUGAAGGACGUGGACGCCAGGGCGGGAAAGCCGGGGGUCGAGGCGGGGAUUCCGUGGCGGAGGCGGUUAAGCAAGAGCAAGAGCACCGCCGGCGAACGGGUGGACCAGUCGCGCCUCGUGGACAAGCUGUCUCGGCCAAAGAAACAACAGCUCCAUCAUCCCGCGGAAGAAGAGCGCCACACCCUCCCGCGCGAGGACCACACCGCGCGUCGUCCGACCCUCAAGAGGCAGGUCAAGAGCCAGGGCGACAUUCCGGACUCCGCCGGCGAUGCCGGCGAUCGCCGCCACCACCCCCAACGACGCACGAGCGCCCCCGUGCCCGGAGGAGGCUUUCCGUCGCUGACGAGAGCACGGCGGCGCCGUCUGGAGCCGGCGGCGCCGGUGCGAGGAGCGCCGUGGCAGCGGACGGCCCUGCCGCGUGGAAAAAAGAGCGCUUGGCCGCCGCUCGACGACGAAGGCGGCGAAGGAACCGUUGCGAGCGAUCACCAUGCCAGCAACCCGUUUGGAAGGUAUUUGGAAGGUAGUGGUGGUGGUGGUGGUGGUAGCGGUAGGUCUAGGGAAACCAUCUGCGCGAUAGAAGCGAUGCUGGAAGAGGGGGGCGGCGACAGCUACCUCCCGGCUCGCGCUCGCGACCUGCCCGAAGCGUUGGCCGUACUCGGCCCUCCCAAGCCGGAGUCCUCCUCGAAGGACAAAGCCAGAGGGAGUACCGCACGCAAGAAACUGCGACACCGCGGCGCGGGGAAGAAGAGCGGUGAAGACCCGGAGCGCGAAAACAACGGACAUGGUACAGGAGGAGAGGAAAGCCACCGGACCACACGUGAUGCGCUCGAAGCUUCUGCUGAGAACGGCUCGACGGGGAGAAGCGGGAACGAUCCGGGGCCGAACACCGGCGGCGAGGGACACACACGAAAAACAUCGCCGGGCUGGCCAUCAGCGAAACCGGAAAGAGCGGAGGAAAGGUUUUUGCACCCAUGGCAGCGAGCCCUCGAGGCUGACAAGAGGGCGGUCAACGCCAGGACGGGGGGACAGCACGAAGCUGCCCUGCUGGAGGAGCAGCGGUGCCGGAGGGAGGCCAGGAGGGCGGCCGCGGAAUCGAAGGACUGUCGGAGGGCGGGCCGGAGGGUCGCCGCCCGCUUGGGCCGACAGCACGGCCGCCGCGGCCGCCGCCACCGCUCCGGCAAGAGCCGGGUCCACGGCAAGGGAGACAGGAAAAUGGCGCCAGACCGCCCGGAAGGGAGCGAGAGCCGCGCGAAAUUGAACGGCCAGGGGUACGAGGUCAGCUCGAGAGAUAGAGAGGUUGUUCUUCACAGGUGUGGCGGCGACGAAGAUGACGAUGACUCCCUCCGCCAGUUGCGCGAUGCCCUCGGCUGGGCACGGAAGACGCUCGAGGCUCUCAUGAAACGGCUGAAAGAUCGGGGGAUCGCCAUAGAAAGCGCUAGGGCUGCGGCUGCACGCGGAGGUGGUGGCCUUGGCGGGGCGGCCAAGGACUGGGAGAUCGUGCGGGUGCUGAAUAAACUCCGCAGACGCGUGGCGGCCUUCGAAGACGAAGGCAUCUCCCUUGGUGUCAACAAGGCGACGACAGCAGAGGAGGGAGUCGCAGGAGCAGCGGAGGCCCGAUCAAAGUGCGAAGCCGCCUGCGAGUCAUUCGAGGCGGACUUUUGCCAUCUGAUCGACGAGCUCACCGCUACGGCAAAGGGGCUUCCGAGCCACCCGGAUCUGCAGCUGCGCUCGACCUCGAUCACCCACUGGGCAUCGGAAUCUAGUGGUAGCGUUCCUCCUGGCCCCGGAGGCGCCGCUGCCUCAGACCCGGCAAGCAGGACGACGUUUCGUUCGUUGAGCUUUGGCCUGUGUUCAUCGUGCUCGGUCCUUCCCGUCGCAAGACGUUGCUUGGAUUGUGACGGCGACGAUAGGGACAGGUGCUCGAGCUGCUUCGUCAGGGAGCACCGCGACGCGGAUCGGCAGAGACACCGCUUCCUGCGCAUCAGUGGCUGCGGCAGGGAGGGCGGCGGAACCGUCGCGGGCCCCCGACGAGGAGCUGCAAGCGCCGAGAAAGGAGCGGUGCAGGAGGACAGCUCCGGAGGCGGCGCGCGGUGCUCCAGGUGCGGCGACCUCGCCGCCGCCCGGCGGUGCCGAGACUGCAGCGUGGACAUGUGCGCCGCGUGCCACUUCCUCGCCCACCGUUCCCCGAGCAAGCGGUCUCACGUGACGGAGUUCGUCGGCGAGACGGCCGUGUCCAUGCAGGAGGCCCUGCAAUCUCGAAACUGGGGCGCCGCAGCAGGAUCAGCUGCCGCGCGGGAAAUCUCGAACGACGGCGGGGAGGUCGCGGCCAAGGAGAGCGGGGCGUCUUCCUCUUCCUCUCCCUUCUCCUCCCCGUCCACGCCGCAAGCGUCCAGAAACGUCGGAAACAGCGGGAGCGACCGAGUUGAUGCUGUCAGUCGUGAGGCACGAGAAGGGUGGGGGAGGGAAUCGCCCGUGCCCGGGGAAGGGUCGUUCGGCAAGGGUGCGGCCCAGUCGCUCGCUCAAGUGCGAAGAACGAUAGACGCCCCGGCAGUUCCUCCUCCCGGGCCCUCGCAGUCGUUGGGGGGAAUUGGUUCUGGGCUUAGUGGAGCAACUGAGCAUUUUGAUGGUGUUGGUGGUGAGAGUGAGGACGUAAGCCGUGAUGAUGCUCGACCGAUUGAUGUAGACCCAUCGGCCGAGGUAGGUGUUGGUGGUUCAACAUCGCUCACGGAUGGAGACCACGGAGUACACCCACGCUUCGAACCGCCGGGGGACGAUUUUGUAGAGGAAGAGGCCGCCAUUCCCAACGGCGACGGUUCUCCUGACGAGGUCAUACACAGGGACGGUGCAGGACACUACGGGGGCGGUGGAUGGAAUGGCUGGGAGGAGGGGCAAGGAAGGGACGAACGUGGGAACGUGGAUGUCGAAAUACCCGAAGAAAUCACCGGAGGAGAUGGCGAACAUGGCCCUAGCGACUCAGCAACUCACAGUAUUAAUAUCAAGGAUGAUGGCCGCAGCAGGGAUACCCUUCGAGCUGGAGCAGGAGGGCGAGGGGAGGGCGCAGACAUGGCUGAAGAUAUGUUUGGAGGCCUGGAGGGCAUUAAGGAGGAAGAGGGGCUAGAAGGGGAAGAAACGGACACUAGUUCAGAGGAGGAUUCCGAUAAUGACGAUGACGAUGACGAAGGAAUGAUGUGGAGUCCCGUGAACAUCGCGAAGGUGGUCGUCCCCGACACAGCCUCAGACGAUGAAGAAGCAGAGAUAUACUCGCCACCGUUUACGUCGCGGGCGGCAAGGACGCCAGACGAACUUGAUGAUAUCCCGGCCACUUCGAUGGAGGAGGGAGAAGACCGCGGAAAUUCACAGGCCGCCCAGACACGGGAAGCGACCACACCAAAGAUUGCCAAAACGCCGGGACCCGACGAAGUUACCGUCAACGGCGCCGUUGGGAGGAGAGAACUGGAUACAAGCUCACCGCCACCUCCGCCGGCGGCCACGCCAAAAGGCGAAGCCGCCACCAUCGACCUCGACUUCGCCCUCGGCAGUAGGAAACGAAACGAAGAGCGAGAAGGGCAUGGUGGUGGUGGUGAUGCCUCCCCCAAGUGGACGCUGCUGCUGCAAACGGGCGCACCCAAAGAUGAGGUCGCAGAGAGAAAACCAGACGGAAAGUCAACACCACCACCGCCGGCAGCGGAAAUCAUGCAAAGGGCAGACGGACCGGAGAGAACAGAUCACCAAGAAACCGUCGAGAGCGGGUGCCCUUCCCCACAGGAAGCAGUCUCCCAGAAUACCGACACCUCUGCAGUCGAAGCAGAUGAAAGCAAUUGCCGGUAG